Messenger RNA from Schizosaccharomyces cryophilus OY26, 1965 nucleotides. Its product is annotated as poly(A) polymerase Pla1. The coding region runs from base 63 to 1739 and encodes 558 amino acids. The record is from RefSeq and is a predicted model, not a curated record. The transcript has 3 exons. Lineage: Eukaryota; Fungi; Ascomycota; Schizosaccharomycetes; Schizosaccharomycetales; Schizosaccharomycetaceae. Gene Ontology annotation, cellular component: nucleus. Gene Ontology annotation, molecular function: RNA binding; poly(A) RNA polymerase activity.
CUUCUUCAGUUUUAUAAUUUUAAAGAAGCAUUACUCCUGGAUUCUUCUAAUUAACGAAAGGAAUGAGUGUUAAGCAGUGGGGAAUUACUCCGCCCAUUAGUACUGCUCCUGCGACUGAGCAAGAGAAUGCUUUAAAUACCGCAUUAAUCGAUGAAUUAAAACGUCAGAACCUUUUUGAGUCUUCUGCAGAGUCAGAAAGACGUAUUAAAGUUUUAGAUGACCUGCAGCGCAUUGCUACUGAAUUCGUGAAAAAAGUAUCUUUGGCAAAGCACAUGAAUGAAAAAAUGGCUAACGAAGCUGGUGGUAAAAUUUUCACUUACGGUAGUUAUCGUUUAGGUGUUUAUGGUCCCGGUUCAGAUAUUGAUACCUUGCUUGUUGUGCCUAAGCAUGUUUCACGAGAAAACUUUUUCCAGGAUUUAGAGCCUAUGCUACGCGAACGAGAAGAAGUCACUGAAUUAGCUUCUGUUCCGGAUGCAUAUGUCCCAAUUAUCAAGUUCAAGUACCUCGAUAUUAGCAUUGACUUAAUUUUUUCACGACUUUCGGUACCUAAAGUACCAAGGAGCUUAGAGUUAUCAGAUAACAAUUUGUUAAAGGGAGUUGAAGAGCGCUGUAUCCUGAGUUUAAAUGGUACGCGUGUUACUGACCAAAUUUUACAGCUUGUUCCUAAUCGCUCUGUUUUCAAGCAUGCUUUACGAGCUAUUAAAUUCUGGGCUCAGCGCCGUGCCAUUUAUGCAAAUGUAAUUGGAUUCCCUGGUGGUGUCGCAUGGGCCAUGAUGGUUGCUAGAAUUUGUCAGCUAUACCCGAAUGCUGUGUCUUCUGUCAUUGUUGCAAAGUUCUUCCGUAUCCUACAUCAAUGGAAUUGGCCCCAACCAAUUUUAUUAAAACAAAUUGAGGAUGGUCCUCUCCAGGUACGCAUCUGGAACCCCAAAUUGUACCCGUCUGAUAAAGCACACCGAAUGCCCAUCAUCACGCCUGCCUACCCUUCAAUGUGCGCAACCCAUAACAUCACACCUUCUACUCAAGCCAUUAUUCUUAGUGAAAUGGUACGUGCUGGAGAAAUUGCCGACCAAAUUAUGGUUGGGUCCUUAGGUUGGUCAGCAUUAUUCCAAAAACAUGAUUUUUUCCAUCGUUACAAACAUUAUCUUAUGAUCACUGCAGUAUCGAAAACUGCUGAAGGACAAUUAAAAUGGUCAGGUUUGGUGGAAUCAAAACUCCGUCACCUUGUUACUAGGUUGGAAUUGGUUGAAGCUAUUGCUUUGGCUCAUCCCUUUAAUAAAGGAUUUGAUAAAAUCCAUAACUGUAAGUCAGAAGAAGAAGCAAACCAAUUAGCAAGCGGAAUUUCUUUGGAUGUGACAUCGCAUUCCGCCGACCUUGAGAGAAUAGCUGCCGACGCUAGUGAACAAAAUGAAAAAGAGGAUGAAAAGGAAGAUAAAAAGCUUUAUCCCGUUUAUACUACUACUUUUUACAUUGGUUUAGAAUUAGAGAAAAAAAAGGGACAACCUUUAAAAAAGCUUGAUAUUUCUUGGCCUGCACAAGAGUUUUAUGAAUUGUGUAAGAAAUGGGAUAAAUACGAUGAGACUUUGAUGAACGUUUUUAUUAAAAAUACUAGAAAUGUCAAUUUGCCUGAUGAAGUUUUUGAACCAGGGGAAGAAAGACCUAAAGUCUCUAAAAAGAGAUCAAUUAAUGGCGCUGCCAGUAAUAACGAGACUAUGAAGCGUCAAAAAGUCUCAACAGCAUAAAAAAAACCUAAUGGGGUAUUAGUACACUAUAGAAUGUGGCUAAUGUUUAUUUAAAUGAUACUUUUUAGUCUUUUUCAUAGCUUUUUUGUUUUUGUCAUAUUUAAGUGUUUAUUCUCGUACUAAGAAAUUAAGAUGAAAAUUAGGAUUUAAUAUUUACAAUAUGCAAUCACUAUUAAAGAAAUAGUAGGUUGAGAUUAACAAAAGCUGAAAUUAAAUUCGAAAAUAG